Molecule: messenger RNA, 4876 nt
Organism: Liolophura sinensis
Lineage: Eukaryota; Metazoa; Mollusca; Polyplacophora; Chitonida; Chitonidae
Product: A disintegrin and metalloproteinase with thrombospondin motifs 18-like
Exons: 18
Coding region: 116-2704 (862 amino acids)
Biological process (GO): extracellular matrix organization; proteolysis
Cellular component (GO): extracellular matrix
Molecular function (GO): metalloendopeptidase activity
Source: RefSeq, a predicted model, not a curated record
UUCUGCCAGUGGCAGUCCGGGGUGACCGGAACAUAUGGAAAGCAUGACCACGCCGUGCUGCUUACCUCACUAGAUAUUUGUUCUCAUAAAAACCAACCCUGUGAUACUCUAGGUUAUGCCCCUAUCCAGGGGAUGUGUGAUUCGUCCAGGAGCUGUUCUAUCAAUGAGGAUACAGGACUGGCCACAGGAUAUACAGUGGCUCAUGAAAUGGGGCAUAAGUAGCCUUGGUAUGUUUCAUGAUGGAGGGAAGGAUAUGUGCCCACACGCCACAGGCACCAUCAUGUCCCCCAAACUGACCACCGGGGGCAAGGGAGGCAUCUUCAAAUGGUCCAGCUGUAGCCGUGACUACCUCAUUAAAUUUUUACAUACACAGCAAGCAAAAUGUUUGUGGAAAAGCUCUCUUCAGGUGUCCAGAUUACGUUUUCCUCAGAAGUUACCUGGCGAGAUCUAUGAUGCUGAUCAGCAGUGUGCUUGGCUGUUUGGGAAAGGUUCUAAACACUGCAUGUACAAUGUGGGAAAGAACCUUUGUCAGCAUCUCUGGUGUCAGAGUGAAGGACACCUGUGCCAAACCAAGUAUUUACCUGCUGCUGAUGGUACUUCCUGUGGUGCCGGAAAGUGGUGUGUCCAGGGUCAGUGUGUGCUGAAUGGGCGAGGGGUUGAGAAGGACAGCCUGGAGGCUGUGAACGGAGGCUGGUCAGACUGGGGGGUGUGGUCAGAGUGUUCCCGUACCUGUGGGGGUGGAGUCAGGCAGCGGGACCGUAGGUGUGAUAACCCUCGGCCUCUGUAUGGAGGGGAACCAUGUAAUGGCAUCAGCAGGUCCUACCGCCUCUGUAAUACACAGGAUUGUGAUACUAGCAAAGAAGACUUUAGAACACUACAAUGUCGCCGUUAUGAUAGGCGACCAUUCCAUGGCAGCUACUACAAGUGGCGACCAUACACAAAAAUUAAUCAAGUGAGUGACCAGUGUAAGCUGUACUGCCAGGCCCUAGGCUAUGACUUCAUCACAGCACUGUCCAAUCAGGUACAGGAUGGUACCCCCUGUAAUCAGUACAGCCCAGAUGUCUGUGUUGAGGGCUCCUGUAAGUCCUACGGUUGUGAUAUGAUCAUAGAUUCUGAUGCCAAAGAGGACAGCUGUGGUGUAUGUAGGGGAGACAACUCUACCUGCCGAGUUGUCAAGGGAGAGUUCCGAUCACAACCUCGCCUUCGCACUUAUUUUCCCAUCACUGUUAUACCAAAGCAUUCACGCCACAUUCAUAUCAAAGAGGAAACUUACUCUCACAAUUACGUCGCAAUUCGGGACAUCUACGGAAAUUAUUACCUGAAUGGUAACAUGAACAUGGACCCCCCAGGGGUGUACACUCUGGGUGGGGUGCGGUUCGAGUACAGACGCACCCAGAACAUGCAGGAGUCCCUGGUUGCUAAAGGGCCCCUCAAACAGGAUAUAGUUCUUGAGGUAUUGGUGAUGGGGCGUAACCCAGGUAUCCUGUAUGACUACACCCUGCCUACACGGAGAACACCUCUGCCUGAUGACGGAUCCACCAAUCAUUACCCUCCUCACAACGACUACCAGCCACCUCCAAGCGUUCAUCAUCCCAACCAGUAUGACCACCCCGCCCCACGCAAGACCACCCCCCGCCCCACGCCACGCCCCACCCCACCCAGACAUUAUUACAGCUGGAGAACCAUAAAGUUCAACUGUAGCGAAACCUGUGGAGGAGGUGAGCAGACCCAGAGAGCACAAUGCUGGCUGGACCAGCGUUACCAUGUCAACCCUGGACUGUGUGACCCCAAACGACGACCUUUUGAGGGCUCUGUGGCCUGUAACACACAACCUUGUGAACCAAGGUGGGUGACGUACGAGUGGCGGACCUGCAGCCGUACCUGUGGGGGAGGCAAACAGGUGAGGAAGGUGCGCUGUCGACAGAAACUCUCAUCCAAAGUCGACCGUCGUGUGGACAAGAGGAUGUGUUCUCGUCAGCCUAGGCCCACCAGGAGGCGCUGGUGCAAUACACAAGAUUGUCCCGGAGUUUGGGUUGUUGGAGAAUGGUCAGAGUGCUCAGUAAGCUGUGGUAGCGGAGUUCACAGCCGGGAGCUAAGCUGCCAAAGUCUUACAUCAUACGGUUUCAAAUCCUUGUCGGACUCGGCCUGUAAUCAUCUACCUCGUCACGUCAGUGAGAAACCCUGCCGAUUGGCCGAGUGUCAGAAGGAUCCUUACCAGUGGGUUGUCUCCUCCUGGAGCAAGUGUUCAGCCAGCUGUGGGAUGGGCGUGAAAACCAGAGCUUUGCGCUGUAGCUUUAAUGGGAAGACGGAUACUGCCUUACGGAGUGUGGACAGUCAUUACUGUACCCACAUCUCCAAGCCAUCCCACGUACCUCUACAAGAAGUCUGUACCAACCAAGCUUGCUCACCUGGUGACUGGUAUAUCUCAGCAUGGUCUAAGUGCUCAGCCACCUGUGGGAAUGGUGUCCAGACACGACUAGUUUACUGCCGGGACAUGCGUAAUCAUCGCAGGACCACAGGCUGUGAUUGGCUGGGCAAACCAAUAGAGUCACAGCACUGCAACUCGGGCCACUGUCCCGUAGCAGCCCCUUACAGAUGUGUUGACCAAUUCAGUUGGUGUGAUCUGGUGCCCAAACACAACGUCUGCAGACACAAUUUCUAUGGGACACGAUGUUGUCAUUCCUGUCGGAACCAAAGAUCAUAGGUCACAGGAUGUCGACGGCGAAUUCAACACCAGCAGUAGGGCAGUGAUAGUUGUUUGAUAGAUGGUAACUGACCAUUUAUCUAUCUCAAAUAUAAAUUGUGUGUUUGUGUGAAACGAUUGAUUGAUCUAAGAAGUGUCAAAUAAACAGUUUCUGUGUUCAAAGGUAUUGUACACUGGAUGGCAUGGAGAAUAAUCCAUUUGACCAAUUGUCAGUGACGUUUUGUUCCAUCUUACCAAAUACGGUAAAAUUUGGUUAGAAUUUCAAGCAUUUCCAUAUUCAUAAGGUCAUUUUUAUGUCACGAUGUUUUACAUGUGUUGUCGUAAUGUCAUCGUUUCUGACCUGUGAGUGUGGUGUAAAUGUUUCAGGUUGUUUUAAUAGUAUGUAUUUUUCGUCCAUUCACUCACAGAAAAGCAUCAGUUUAUCUUCUGAAAUCAUGAAUAUUUAACACACCAGGUUUAGAGUAUUGUAAUUGAUCAUAAACAUGAUAAAGUUGAAUAGUAAUCUGAAGUAGAACAUACUGUAACUCUUUAAUGGUUGUGAAAUAAAAAAUUGGCUUGAUGUAAGCAUAAAAUAUGUAAAAAUUUUAUGUUCUGUAAUUAGAAAGUAUGUUCUGUAAUUAGAAAGUAUGUUUCGGAAUCCACUGAUCUAAAGCUAGUUGGCCUUCGUGUGCAUCAAAAGGCUUUUUUGUAGAAUCUUGAAGGAAGACGAGACAUUUGAAGAUGAUAUUCAUGCAAGCAGACCAUGCAUGUGUUAUAUUUUUUAUAGGUACUGAUAUUACGAUCAAGAUGUGUCGAUCUUUAAGUCUUUAUAAUGAGAUACAUAAUGGUAUGGAAUAUUGUACAUGUGCCUUUGUUUGUAGCUCCACACGUCAGUCACACGACAAAACAUUCAACGAAAACAAUAUCCAGGUAAAAAGUAUGAUAUAUAUAUUACACAUCAUAUACUGUAUACCAUUGGCAUUUUUUUGUUCCAACGUAAGUACAUUUAUAUCUUCUUUAUAGUCCAUCCACAUAUACGUGUACCACAUUAUAGCACACCAGAAGUACAUAAAUAGAUAGAAGUGUUCAUACAUCGCUUUUCAUAUGAUUUCCCUGAGUCACCUACCUGCUUCAGUGCGCAGUGAUUGGUGCAGUGAAUAAUGGUAACACCCAGUCUUAUAUUCUGUAAAGUAUAUCUAUUUAUAAUGCAUUAAUAUCAUUGCAUUCUGGAAAAUAGCAAGAAUAGAGCAAAAAGCUGCGCACCAAAUCUCAGUUCCUAAUUAAUUGCUCAAAAUGCUGGCGAAAGCACUCAACUUUUCCUUGAGCCCACAUAACUGUUAAACUUUUAACAGUUGUUGAUGCCAGUGAUAUACUUUUCUCUAUGAACUUACGGCCACAUGCAGUAUCAUCAGCUAUACUAGUACACUUGAUAUUAUGAUAAUGUGUUACAAUUUAAAAUAUUUGGACAACAACAUACAUUUACGUAUAUCUUUGGUUUGUAGCUUGAUCCCUAUGGUUGUUUGCUUUUGGAAGCUGAAGGAAGGGAGAUAACUUUGAGAGUUGCUGAUGCCCUACAGGUUUAACACAUAAGUUUUUGCCCAGGGAUAUAAUUUUUCUUCUACUUCUUUCUUGUAAUCAGGUGACUUCAAACAUAAUUCUGUCUAGCAGUGUGUAUAUUCAUCAUUUAUUACCCAAGCUGGUAAAAAUUUAAAUAUUUUUGUGUUCACCAUUUUUUGUGUUCUCGGUACUGUUUUCAAAGUACCAUAGUGUUGUGUGCACCAAUUUGAUUUCUUUCUUUAUGACAGUAGAAACCAAAACGUAACAUCUGUUUCAAUUUUGUUUUCAAAUUCAUUGGCCAAAUUAUCAAUUGUUUAUAUAACAAAAUCAAAAAAAAUUCCAAAAUUGUUCAUUUCUUAAAUAGUAGAGCCAAUGAAAUGUAUGAAACUACUGAACUUAAAGAAAAAGACCUCUAAAAAUCGUAGUAGGCAUCACCAGAUAGAGCAUUUGAAACUAUGCAUAAAUAUACUUUCAUUUAUUUUUUUAUAUUUUUGCGAAAAGAGUUAAAUGCCCUGAAACACUUGAAUUCUAAGGUGGGCUUCAUGGGCCAUACUAUCAGGGGGUUAGGAAAUCUAAGGUCACAGAACUCUAAUCACGACACUGAAUGUUGGAAUAACUCUUUUUGCUUAUCAGUGA